CGCUGGCUCAAUCACAGGUGCAGCUUACUGAUAGGCCUACAGCCCGUCCCUCGCUGUCUGUGUGAUGGUACAGUCGCGUCUAGAGAUCGUGACGAUAGAAGCCAGCUGGGGGAGCGUGAGAGCUCGGAAACGCACCGAGCGUUAUUAUGGCAAACUGUGAGCUUGGAGACGCGCGCUGUUUCCCCCGUCUACCCAGUGUCUGGGUCGAUUCGAGUCUAAAGCAAAGUCGUCUUUUACUUUAUAUCUAAUUUUUAAGGCUAAGUACUGUGAAGGGGUCGACACAGUAGUGUAUUGGCUAUUUAUCAUCGUUUUUCGCUCUGAUAGUUCAACGAAGAUUAAAAUGGUCAUCAAGGUCUACGUUGCCUCCUCAACCGGAUCUGUAGUGGUGAAGAAGCACCAGCAGGACGUGGUCAGUUUCCUGGAAGCAAAUCGCCUGAGUUUCCAGGAAGUAGACAUCACCAUGGGGGAGGAGGAGAGGCUGUGGAUGUGCCGCAACAUCCCCCAGGACAAGCACCCAGAGGUGGGCAAGCCGCUGACGCCGCAGAUCUUCAAUGGAGAUCGCUACUGUGGGGACCAUGAAGACUUCUUCCAGUCCAAGGAGAACAACGGCGUAUUUGCCUUCCUGGGUUGCUCUAGUUCCCAAGCCUUAGAGAAAGAUUCAGAGUCCUAGAGUGCGCUCCCACGACAGCAGCGGUGCGUGCCUCUCUGCUGUCGGUGAAGAAGAGGAGGUAGCCGAGGGUUUGCCACCGCUCCCUGUCCCACAUCACUUCCUCCUCCCAGAUCUACUCUACUGCGAGGGCCAAUCGUUUUGUGAGAACAUCGGCUGUUGGCCAAGUGAUACACACACACAUUUGCCCGGACAGACAGCCCCCCCCUUGCCCUACUAGAAGUUUGUUUGUGGGUGCUCAGAAACCCUUCCAGGAACCGCUGUCCCACCACUGCAAGGAGGAACUAUUGUACAUGUGGACAACCGUUUUGCACUCACGUUUUGUUGUUUUGCUUAACAACACCAACUGGCAUGCAACAUUGGUGUGUA
Molecule: messenger RNA, 1036 nt
Organism: Gadus chalcogrammus (walleye pollock)
Lineage: Eukaryota; Metazoa; Chordata; Actinopteri; Gadiformes; Gadidae
Gene: sh3bgrl2
Product: SH3 domain binding glutamate-rich protein like 2
Exons: 4
Coding region: 341-670 (109 amino acids)
Cellular component (GO): cytoplasm
Source: RefSeq, a predicted model, not a curated record